CUCGGCUCACUCUCGACUAUUGCCAUUGCGCUUCACGGCCUGAUACCGGGCCGCGCGACCGUCGGGGAGGCGCGCGGCGGCUGGCCUGCCCUGUCGCCAAAUGCCACAGGCGGACCGCUUGGCGAAAACACGCGUAGUUUUUUGAGAGAAAAACACUGACACCUGGAGCAACUCGACCGCCACACUGACACCUGGAACAACUCGACCGCCGCACGAGCGUGAAAAUGGUCCGCCGCCACAGCCUGCCGCCGCAUGCCCUGAAACGGCAGAAUAGCAGGUUCAAAAUCGGCGCGGGGGUCGCCGCGGCCGCGGGCGCCGGCGCCGCGCUCCUCGCCGUCGGCCUCUGCCUGCGCCUGACGCCGCCGCCCGCCGUGCCCGCGCCGACGCCCGCGCGCGUCGAGCAGCCCUGGGAAGUGGUCGACCGGCAGGAGCGCCUCGGGAGCGCCUGGCCGUCGUACGGGACGGAGGUCACGCUCGUCCGCGGCAAGAAGAACCAGAAUUCGAGGAGAAAGGCCCAAUUAACGAUCGCGCACCGCGAGCCCAUGACGGGCAUCAUAAAAAAAUUCCUCACGCCCCAGGAGGUCGCCGACGUGAGAAAGGGCAUGAAGCAGCCUUUUCAAGCGUAUGCAGAAUUAGAAGCAAGGGGCCCGGCGCACGGCGACGCGGCCUUUCCCCUGAAAAACUUUCUCAUCCAACGCAACGAGACGCGCCAGAGUCCUGUGUUGCACGCGAUCAAUGACAAUGCAAUCAAUGCAAUGCCAAUGCCAAUGCACUAAAAUUCCCGUCCCCCUAGCCGUACUGACUAAAUAUCUCUCGUUAUA
Pelagomonas calceolata is the source of this 821-nucleotide messenger RNA. The record is from the annotation of a GenBank genome assembly. NCBI's taxonomy places the organism in Eukaryota, Pelagophyceae, Pelagomonadales, Pelagomonadaceae.